GGCGGCUCGCCGUGCAGCAGGGGGCGGGCCGGGGGCAGGCUGCCAUGGGAGAGAGCAUGUCCAAGCGACUGAAGCUGCAGCUGGGGGGCGAGGCGGAGAUGGAGGAGCGGGCGUUCAGCAACCCCUACCCGGACUACCAGCUCCACGGAGCCGCCGCCGCCACCUCCUCGAGCCCAAGCGAGGCCGCGGAGACCCAGCGGGACCCGGCGCCCUCCCCGGUCGGGGAAGAGCCUGAGUCCCUCCCCUUCGGCCCGGACGGGAAGGGAGCAGUGCCCCCCCAGCCCCCCUUAAGUCUUCCAGAACUGUUUGGGACCCUUCUUCUGCUCCUGCAGGAGCUCUAUGGAGGCAUAGCCCUUUUAUACCUACAACUAUACCGCGUCACAAAAGACCAGAAGUACUUGCAGCGAUCCCUGGAUUAUGUGAAGAGAAUACUUCGUAAUCUGAAUGGACGAAGGGUUACUUUUCUCUGUGGUGAUGCUGGACCCCUGGCAGUAGGGGCAGUAGUGUACCACAAACUAAAGAUUGACAGUGAGUCUAAGGAGUGCAUCACAAAGCUUUUGCAGCUCCAGAGAACGAUCAUAAGCACAGACUCUGAACUUCCAGAUGAGCUUCUUUAUGGCAGAGCAGGUUACCUCUAUGCUUUGCUCUAUUUGAAUACAGAAAUUGGUCCAGACGCUGUACCUCAGUCUGUUAUCAAAGAGGUGGUAGAUGCCAUUAUUGAAUCGGGUAAAAACUUCUCAAAGGAGGAGCGCAAGACUGAACGCUGCCCUCUGUUGUACCAAUGGCACAGGAAGCAGUACAUUGGAGCAGCCCAUGGCGUGGCUGGGAUCUAUUAUAUGCUAAUGCAGCCAGUUUCAAAUGUGGAUCAGGAGACCCUGACGGAGCUGGUGAAACCGAGCAUUGACUAUGUACGUCAUAAAAAAUUCAGAUCUGGGAACUAUCCAUCAUCAUUAAGCAAUGAAACGGAUAGACUAGUCCACUGGUGCCAUGGUGCACCGGGAGUCAUCCACGUGCUAAUGCAAGCUUAUAAGAGCUUUAAAGAGGAUAAAUAUUUGAAGGAUGCCAUGGACUGCAGUGAUGUCAUCUGGCAGAGAGGUUUGCUGAGGAAAGGGUAUGGAAUCUGCCAUGGGACCGCUGGCAAUGGCUACUCCUUCUUAUCUCUCUAUCACCUAACUGAGGACAAAAAGUAUCUCUACCGGGCUUGCAAGUUUGCAGAGUGGUGUUUAGAGUAUGGUGCACAUGGAUGUCGUAUUCCUGACCGACCCUACUCUCUAUUUGAAGGCAUGGCGGGAGCUAUUCAUUUCCUAUCGGACAUAUUGGUACCAGAGACUUCCCAGUUUCCAGCAUUUGAACUUGGACCUCAAAGGAGAGAAAACAAAGUGGAACAGGACAGCUAAGAGAUCUGC
Terrapene triunguis (Three-toed box turtle) is the source of this 1406-nucleotide messenger RNA. Its product is annotated as lanC-like protein 2. The record is from RefSeq and is a predicted model, not a curated record. The coding region runs from base 45 to 1397 and encodes 450 amino acids. Lineage: Eukaryota; Metazoa; Chordata; Testudines; Emydidae. Gene Ontology annotation, cellular component: plasma membrane. The transcript is spliced from 9 exons. Gene Ontology annotation, biological process: peptide modification; carbohydrate metabolic process.